This is a messenger RNA of Phalaenopsis equestris, 2391 nucleotides long. RefSeq names its product pentatricopeptide repeat-containing protein At1g71490. The record is from RefSeq and is a predicted model, not a curated record. Bases 73 to 2217 code for a protein of 714 amino acids. Gene Ontology annotation, molecular function: RNA binding; protein binding. Gene Ontology annotation, biological process: RNA modification. The transcript has a single exon. NCBI's taxonomy places the organism in Eukaryota, Viridiplantae, Streptophyta, Magnoliopsida, Asparagales, Orchidaceae.
GUAGAUAAGUUCAGGGAAUGGGAAUAUGGGACUAAUUGGUUUAGAGUAAUUGAGGAGGAUCUCCUCCCUUAGAUGCCUUCUGGUGGCCUCAUUUCAAAACCCCUCUUUUCCCCGCCAACUCGCUUCCUUGUCCCAUGGAUAAACAAACCAAACCUUCUCUCUCUCCUCCACCAUUCUACCGCAGCCCUCGCCCACUCCCCUCGCCUCACCAAAGACACCACCUUGUCUCCUCUAAUCGAAUCCAUCACCACACUCGCCUCCCUCCGCCGCCUCCCCGAAGCCUUCGCCGCCUUCUCUCUCCUCCGCCUCCAUUCCCCUUCCUCCCAUCUCCUCUUCCACCCCACCCACCUUCUCCUCGCAUCUGCUGCUGAUCUCCGCUCUAUCCCCUCCGGCGAGCAGCUCCACGCUUUCUCCAUCUCCUUCGGUCUCUUCCACCGCAUCUCCUUCCUCUGCCUCCUCACCUCCUUCUACAUCUCCACUGGUCUCCUCCCUCCUGCCGCUGCCAUCGCCGAGGAAUCCCCCUACGCCCUCCCAUGGAAGCUGCUCAUCUCCGCUUAUGUCAGAGCUGGCUUCUCCGGCGAGGCUCUGGCCGCCUACCACCAAAUGUUUUCUCUCGGCGUUGUGCCGGAUUGCUUCACCUAUCCAUCUCUUCUUAAAGCCUGCGGAGAUGCAGGUGACUUGGAGCUUGGCAGAGAGAUUCACCGGAGCAUUGAGAGCAGCGGAAUCGGUUUCAAUUUAUUCGUGACGAAUGCUUUGGUCGCCAUGUAUUUGAAAUGUGGUGAAUUGGAUGUUGCGAGAAAGCUGUUUGAUGAAAUGCCUGAAAGGGAUGUUGUAUCAUGGAAUUCAAUUAUAUCCGGGUAUGCAUCGAGGGGUCUUUGGAAAGAAGCAUUUGAGUUGUUCGAGCGUGCGAUGGAAGGGUGCUCUGAAGUGAAUUCUGUGACAUGGAAUACCAUUAUUGGUGGCCUGCUGCAGAAGGGGGAUCAUGUCAAAGCAUUGAAAUUUGUCUCUCAAAUGAGACUGAGCAAGUCAGGGGUGGACUUCGUCACCUUUGUUAUUGGAUUAAACGCUUGCUCUCGAAUUGGGAUGCUGAGAUUGGGGAAGGAGAUUCACGGGCUCGCAGUCCGCUUGGUUUAUGAUGAUCUUGAGAGCGUGAGGAAUGCUCUGAUAACAAUGUACUCACGGUGCAGAGACAUCGGAACUGCUCAUCUUCUGCUUCAAAUGAUUAAAAAUCCAAGCUUGAUCACAUGGAACGCCAUGCUUGCUGGCUUUGCGAUUGAGGACAGAGCAGAGGAGGCUUCUCUUUUGUUCCGGAAAAUAUUGCAUUCGGGUCUCCAGCCUAAUUACGUAACCGUUGUCACAAUUCUUGCCCUCUGUGCGCGGGUUGCUAAUCUUCAGCACGGUCGUGAGCUCCACUGUUACAUCGCCAAGCACGAAUUCGGAGGACACCUCCUUCUGUGGAACUCUCUUGUCGACAUGUACUCAAAGUCAGGAAGAAUCUCUGCAGCUCGGAGAGUCUUUGAUGCCAUGGCUGAUCAUGAUGAAGUCUCAUACACCUCACUCAUAGCUGGUUAUGGAAUGCAAGGGGAGGGUUCCACGGCAGUUCAGCUUUUCGAUGAGAUGAUCAGUUGUGGGAUCAAACCGGAUCACGUCAGCAUGGUGGCGGUGCUCACUGCAUGCAGCCACUCUAGACUGGUUUCAAGGGGUGAAACACUGUUUAACAAGAUGGAAAGCACCUUUGGCAUUAAGCCAAAGAUGGAGCAUUUCUCUUGUAUGGUGGAUUUGUAUGCCAGAGCUGGUCUUUUGGAGAAGGCAGAGGAGGUGAUAAACAAAGUUCCCUUUCGACCGACUUCUGCAAUGUGGUCUGCUUUAGUUGGAGCUUGUCAGGUUUACAGAAAUACUGAGAUAGGGGCAAAGGCUGCAAUGAGGCUGUUGGAGAUGAAGACAGAUAAUGCUGGGCAUUAUGUGCUUAUUGCGAACAUGUAUGCUGCGGCAAAUUGGUGGGGGGAGCUGGCGAAGGUUAGGAGGUUGAUGAGGGAUGAGGGGGUGAGGAAGGCUCCAGGAUGUGCUUGGGCUGAUUUGGGGAAUGGGUUCAUGCCUUUUGUGGUGGGAGACAGGUCAAGCCCAGUGUCUCCUGAUAUUUAUGAGGUUUUGGAAGGUUUGGCUGAGCAGAUGAGUGAUGAGGCUUUUGCAAUUAGUGUGGAGUUUGUGGGGUUGUAGCCUCUUUGAAUUGGAUUUUAUCACCUGAUUUAUUAAAUCCAGCCAAACGUUAAAUGCAGGAGUUCUGUGAAUUUCUAAAUUUCGGAUUUAAGGUCCCAAAUUUUAGCUUCAAUUCGACUUAAAUCCGGACUUGCUAAAUCCACGAUAAGGGUGGAUUUAACAGAUUUACUAAAU